AUGCCUAUUCAACCGGUCAAUCGAUUGCCUACAGUGUCCGCCGCUGACGCACUGGAAGAAUUAGAUGGCGGUGUCGCUAGAUAUGUCUCUACAGGUAUUGGACGACUAGAUGAGGCUCUCAUAUCUUCUUCAUCUCUUCAGGCACCAGAUCCGACAAGCGGGGGGGGCCUCCAGAGAGGACAGGUUACGGAGAUUUGGGGACCACCAGGCUCAGGCAAGACUGCCCUAGGUAUUCAACUGGUCGCCAAUGCGCUAUGCGAGAGGCAUGGCGCUGUGUGGAUUGUGCGUAUUCAGUUUGCGGCCAUCGACUGA
Messenger RNA from Colletotrichum abscissum, 312 nucleotides. RefSeq lists its product as uncharacterized. The transcript has 4 exons. Gene Ontology annotation, biological process: meiotic DNA recombinase assembly; reciprocal meiotic recombination; DNA repair. The record is from RefSeq and is a predicted model, not a curated record. Lineage: Eukaryota; Fungi; Ascomycota; Sordariomycetes; Glomerellales; Glomerellaceae. Gene Ontology annotation, cellular component: Rad51C-XRCC3 complex; Rad51B-Rad51C-Rad51D-XRCC2 complex; replication fork. Gene Ontology annotation, molecular function: crossover junction DNA endonuclease activity; ATP-dependent DNA damage sensor activity; ATP binding. Bases 1 to 312 code for a protein of 103 amino acids.